Penicillium hordei is the source of this 1710-nucleotide messenger RNA. RefSeq lists its product as uncharacterized. The record is from RefSeq and is a predicted model, not a curated record. The coding region runs from base 1 to 1710 and encodes 569 amino acids. The transcript has 2 exons. NCBI's taxonomy places the organism in Eukaryota, Fungi, Ascomycota, Eurotiomycetes, Eurotiales, Aspergillaceae.
AUGGAGUCUGUUCCCAAUUUUAGCAGUAUCGUCCACUCACCGUCAUUCACCUUCCUUGUCGGCCCACGACAUACGAAGCUGACGAUCCAGUCGGGACUCGCCGAGCAUGUCUCCAAACCACUCCAUAAUCUUAUGAACGGUCCGACCAGGGAAUCAAAACACCGAAUCGCCGUUCUGGAAGAAGAUGAUGUCGAGACCUUUGUCGCAUUCUGCGAGUAUGCGUACACCGGUGAUUAUAACGUCCCUCGUCCCGAGCGGGAGGUCCAGGAAGAACACAAGAUUGGGGUAGUCGAGAGCUCGCCGAGUACCGCCACCUGGAGAGAGAAUUACCGGACUGGUUCAAUGUCGUCGACUGUCCCGCCCCCAGCUCCGUCGCCGCCUCCGCAAUUUCGUCAUCGGGGACAAGCAGCGUACCACCAGUCUGCACCUGAACCUGAGCCGCCAGUACCUCAGCCCGUGUCUGAGCCUGCGCCCGUCGAGGUCAAGGAAUCGGUUACUCCAACCUUUACACCAGAGCCUGAGGUCGAGUCGGCUCCAGUCGAGGUAACAGAGCCGGUGCCAGAGCCAGAGACAUACCACGAAGCGGAGAAUGCCCCAGCGCCACCAGCCGAGGAAGUGCCUGCCGACGAUGAAUGGGCUGUUCCGACUGAAGAACCUGCGACAUGGGAACCAGAAGAACCCAAGGCAAACAAGAAGAAAGGGAAGAAAGGGAAGAAAAGCAAAAAGCAAGCAGAGCCUGUCGAAGAGGAACUUCCCGCGCCAGCCGACCCUGUCAGCCUUACGCCGCCAUCCACACCACCUCCAGAAGUUGCUGCCGAGCCUGUCCCAGAGCCAGCAGCAGAGCCCGUUGAAGAAUGGGCUACAGCAGAGCCUGCACCAGAACCAGAAGCAGAGCCAACUGAGAACUGGGGACAGCCAGCUGAUGAGCCUGCACCUGAACUUGAAGCUGCACCUGCAUCCAAAGAGCCCGAGCCUGCAGAAGAACAACCAGCUGCUCCGGAAGGUCCGAUGGAAGAUUCAUGGACUCAAGACAGAAGUGAAGGCACCAGCAUUACCCAAGCACAGCGCCAACGACCAAUGCUCGACAUGUCCUUUGCCAACCAGCAGGCCACCUCACCCUGCGAGCCCGGCCUCAACCUAUGGGACGAGUUCACCUCCCUACAAUACGGCGAGCCAACAACCUCCAAACCCACCCCCGUCGAGACGCCAAGCAACGAACUCCCCUACAUCACCUUCCACGCAAAAGUCUACGUUUUCGCCACACGGUACCUAAUCCCAGCUCUGGCCCAGCUCUGUCUCCGAAAGCUGCACCGCGACCUGCUCCUACUGUCAUCGACAAACUUUGAAACCGCCGAUCUGGGCAACUCCCAAAUUCUAGACGGCUUGGCAGCCACCAAGGCGCAGAUGGUGUUGGAGCUGGUACACUACGCCUACACCAAGACGGCCCGACUGGAGCCGAUUUCGCCGACAUCCGCGACGCAACUUCGGGAGAACCAGCUACGCCGACUGGUGGUUCACUAUGCGGCGUGCAACGUGAAGGAAUUGGCACGGUAUCAUUCGGCGGAGGAUUCGGUCUCGGCGACACCUUCUUUGCGGCCGAUGGAUGCCAAGACGGAGCAAAUUGAGACUUCCACUUCCCCUAAGAGUCUUCGUGCUUUGUUGGAUUUGACGACGGAGCUGGCCUCUGAUCUUGUCUACCGCAUGAUGUGA